Messenger RNA from Struthio camelus australis, 1122 nucleotides. Lineage: Eukaryota; Metazoa; Chordata; Aves; Struthioniformes; Struthionidae. The record is from RefSeq and is a predicted model, not a curated record.
AUGCGGAGGGUGCUGGAGGGAGAGCAGGAGAACUGGCUGCGCACCAACUGGAUCUACCGGGGCGAAGCCCGGCGCGUCUUCGUCGAGCUGCGCUUCACCGUGCGCGACUGCAACAGCUUCCCCAGCACCUCGGGCGCCUGCAAGGAGACCUUCAACCUCUACUACGCCGAGUCGGACGUCGACUACGGCACCAACUUCCAGAAGCGGCAGUUCAAGAAGAUCGACACCAUCGCCCCGGACGAGAUCACGGCGCGGGGGGACUUCGCCGUGGACGAAAACAGUUACUCGGUGCUGCGCUGCGAGGGCACCUCGGUCACCAUCCCCAAGCUGGCACCGGGCACGGCGUACGUGGUGCGGGUCCAGGCGCUCACCCAGGAGGGCCAAGGCGCCUACAGCCCCCAGCACGAGUUCGAGACCCUCCCCGAGGGUGAGUACGGGGACCCCAACCAGGCGGUGCUCAAGUUCACCACCGAGAUCCACCCCGCCUUGGUCACCCGCCAGAAGGUCAUCGGUGCCGGCGAGUUCGGUGAGGUCUACAAGGGCACCCUGAAGCGCGGCAAGAAGGAGGUGCCCGUGGCCAUCAAGACCUUGAAGGUGGGCUACACGGAGAAGCAGCGCGUGGACUUCCUCAGCGAGGCCAGCAUCAUGGGCCAAUUCUGCCACCACAACAUCAUCCGCCUCGAGGGGGUCGUCUCCAAGCGUGAGCCUCCCCUCUCCUACCCCUCCUUUGCCCAAACCUCGGCCACCUACCAGCUCAUGCUGCAGUGCUGGCAGCAGGAGCGGGGCCGGCGGCCCAAGUUCGCCGACGUCGUCAGCAUCCUCGACAAGCUCAUCCGGGCGCCCGACUCGCUCAAGACCCUGGCGGACUUUGACCCACGGGUCUCCAUCCGCCUGCCCAGCACCAGCGGCUCCGAGGGCCUCCCCUUCCGCUCCGUCACCGAGUGGCUCCCGGCCAACCAAACGACCCCAUUUCCCAGUGACAUUAAGAAAAUCGGCGUGCGCUUGCCGGGCCACCAGAAACGCAUCGCCUACAGCCUGCUGGGGCUGAAGGAGCAGCUCGGUGCCACGGGCGUCCCCCUCUGAGCCGGGAACCCCCCUGAAAUACUUGAAGCGGAGGAAUGA